Molecule: messenger RNA, 972 nt
Organism: Scheffersomyces stipitis CBS 6054
Lineage: Eukaryota; Fungi; Ascomycota; Pichiomycetes; Serinales; Debaryomycetaceae
Exons: 2
Coding region: 1-972 (323 amino acids)
Biological process (GO): acyl-CoA metabolic process; fatty acid catabolic process
Cellular component (GO): peroxisomal matrix
Molecular function (GO): fatty acyl-CoA hydrolase activity
Source: RefSeq, a predicted model, not a curated record
AUGGCUCCUUCCAGUUCUUUCGAUCUUUCAAGUGUGUAUCCACCAAACACUGCUAUCAAUGUCGAAGAUGUCUAUGGCAUUGUGAAAACUGGUGAUUUUACGUUCAAAGGUAAGGAACCACUCCAGAAACCAGCUGCUGCUGCGCGUGGGGCCUACGGUGGAAACAUUGCUGGUCAAGCCGUUUUGGUAGCUAUCAGAUCGUCGCCAGAAGGUUUCUUUCCUCACUCGCUCCAUUCAUACUUUGUGAAGCCUGUUUCGUCCACUGCUGUCGUUGAUUGGGAAGUUGAAGAAAUUCUGUCGGGAAAGAACUUUUGCAAUCGGGCUGUUAAAGGGCUGCAGGACGGAGAACUCAAGUUCUUUGCAAAUGUGUCGUUGACAAAGAGAAAUUCGUUCAAGACUAUACUCAGACCGCUCCUGUUCCAAACACCACAGCAUGAUUGGUUUGAUCGUAACAAAGUGCAAGAUAUUCCUCUAGACACCCGCGGAGCUUGCAACUUGGUUUAUCACAAGUUGCCAGAGGAAAUGCAUGACUUGCAGCUUACGGGAAGGGAGGAUAGCAUCCCAGCAGCGGAGAGAAGAGUAUCGUACUAUACUCAAUGGGGAAUUGAGAACGAAGGUGGCGUCAACCAGCCAUUAACAGGAGUAACGAAAGAGUUCCAAUUUGUGGGAUUGGCUGUGAUCUCCGAUGCUCUCUUUUUGACAAGAUUGGCCAGAGUUCUUCGUGUUGAGGGAGUGGACUUGAAGGAUUUUGUUCACUAUUUCCUGGUUUCUUUGGACCAUAUUAUUUAUUUCCACGACGAGGACUUUGACACCACCAAAUGGAUGCAGUUUUCGUUCAAGGCGGUGAGAUUAGUCAACAAUAAGGCUCUCCUAGAGGCUGAAAUGUAUGAUAGCAAGGGAGUCCAUGUAGCUACAGUUAUUCAGGAGGGCUUGGUGCAUUUCAACGGGUUGGAGAGUCACGCUAAGUUGUAA